AUGGCAAAGUACGUGCAUGACUCGUUCCAGCCAUUGGUUGGGGCCUCAGACGGAGCCACUUUUCCCCUCUUCAACCCGGCUACCGGUACCCAGAUUGCGGAGGUUCCUGAAGCAACCGAGCAAGAUGCCAACACGGCUGUCGCUGCUGCGAACCGCGCAUUCCCCGCCUGGUCGGCUCUCGAUCCGUCGAAACGCGGCGCAUGCCUGAAGAAGCUGGCCGCCUUGAUCAGAGAGAACAACGAUGAGCUCGCUCUUCUCGAGGCUCGGUCUAUGGGUCGCCCUGUCGACGACUACUUUGAAGGCUUUGCCGCAGCUGGCAAUUUUGACCACUAUGCUGAGGCCUGGUCUCAGAUUCAGGGCACCGCCUCGCUGAACACGCCGGGAUAUGUCACGAUGACGCUCCGUCAGCCUUAUGGAGUUGUCGCUGCCAUCAUUCCCUGGAACGUGCCUCUGCUGUUCCUCUCCAGCAAGACCGCGCCCGCUCUCAUUACUGGUAACACAGUGGUGCUCAAGACAAGCGAGAAGGCUCCUCUUGCUGCGGCCAAGGUCGCUGAGCUGGUCCACAAGGCUGGCUUCCCUCCAGGUGUCUUCAACAUUAUCCAUGGCCACGGCUUGCCUUCUGGCGCUACACUCGCUGCGCAUAUGGAUGUUAGAGCACUGAGCUUCACUGGCUCGAGCCGCACUGGACGCCUCAUUCAGGAAACGGCCGCCAAGACGAACUUGAAGAAGGUUAUUCUUGAGCUUGGUGGCAAGUCCCCCGUCAUUGUGUUCGAAGAUGCAGAUCUUGAGUUGGCCGUCAAAGACACAAUGCACAGUGUUCAGUUCAAUAGCGGACAAGUCUGUAUGGCCAACUCACGAGUCUACGUACAAGAAAGUAUUGCCGAAAAGUUCAUCGCUGCAUGCAAACAGAACCUUGCUGCUGUCAAGGCAGGCGAUCCUACGAAGCGUGGCACUGUCCACGGACCUCAGGCCGACAAGAUUCAGUAUAACAACGUUCUUAAGUUUAUCGAAGAGGGCAAGAAGUCUGGCACCCUUGCUCUUGGAGGAAAUGGCCAACUUGAUAGCACUGGAGGUUACUUCAUCGAGCCAACCAUUUUCCUUAACACGCCCGAGAACGCAAAGAUUAUGAAGGAGGAGGUCUUUGGUCCUGUUGUCAACAUCAACGUUAUCAAGACGGAAGAAGAGGCGAUUCGCAAGGCCAACGAUACUGAGUUUGGUCUGUACGCUGCGGUCUACACCAAGGACCUCGAGCGCGCCAUGAGAGUGUCCAAAGAACUCAACUCUGGUUAUGUCGGAAUCAACUGUACGAGUCCUAGCACUGCGAAGGACUUGCCUUUUGGAGGAUACAAGGCAUCGGGUCAGGGUAGAGAGGGUUGGCAGCAUAGCAUUGAUAACUUCUUGGAAACCAAGAGUAUCAUGAUGAAGGUUGGGGCAAAUGAUUCCAAGUUGUGA
Messenger RNA from Fusarium vanettenii 77-13-4, 1452 nucleotides. RefSeq lists its product as uncharacterized. The transcript has 3 exons. Gene Ontology annotation, molecular function: aldehyde dehydrogenase (NAD+) activity. Lineage: Eukaryota; Fungi; Ascomycota; Sordariomycetes; Hypocreales; Nectriaceae. The coding region runs from base 1 to 1452 and encodes 483 amino acids. The record is from RefSeq and is a predicted model, not a curated record.